AUGCUUACCGAUACCGAGGACCCUUGUCCUGCUAAAGCGACCUCCAUGCUUUUGCACCGUACGAAUUUGGCUUCAGGAAAUCGAAAAUUAUUCCUUGUCCCUGGUAGAUUCGGUUCUGGAGCUUUAUUUAGAGGCCUAAAGCCGUCAUUGGUUGCUGUUGAGAAUGUGUCUGUCUAUGCGCUUGAUAUUCCCUUCACAAUAAUUAAACCCGAUCCGAGACAACCGCCAACACUUGAGGAGCUCGCUGCUAUUUACGUAGCAGAAAUCAAGCAGAAGCAGCCCGAAGGCCAUAACCUGAUCGGAAGGUACUCUAUCGGCGGUGUGGUAGCCUAUGAGAUUGUACGACAGCUUUUCGAAGACGACAAUGAGGUUGAGAAGCUAUUCAUAAUUGAUACUGCAUGUCCCACCUUCUCAACCUCGCUUCCAAAAGCUCUAGUGGACUUUUUAGAUUCAAUCAUCGAAGUCCGCGCGACUAAUUCGGCAGAGAUUCAAGAAAAGAGAAGAGGAAAAAAUGAUCAUUCUACGCUGGCAAAUCAACAGUUGUCAAGGUACCAAGUGAGCAAGUUACCAGGCAGAAAGAUACCAUCCGCUAUGCUAUUCCUGGCGAGAGAGGGAUUGGAUACGCAGAAUAAAAUACCUAGACCAGACGUUUUGCCUGAAGAGCAGAGAAUAGUGAAUUGGUUCUUGGACAAUAGACUCGGUGAUGGGUCUCUUGGUUGGGAAGAGCUCUUGCAAGAUGUGAGGGUGUUCCGGCCGAGGGUAAUCACUUUUCGAUGA
This is a messenger RNA of Botrytis deweyae, 777 nucleotides long. RefSeq lists its product as uncharacterized. Gene Ontology annotation, biological process: biosynthetic process. The transcript has a single exon. Bases 1 to 777 code for a protein of 258 amino acids. NCBI's taxonomy places the organism in Eukaryota, Fungi, Ascomycota, Leotiomycetes, Helotiales, Sclerotiniaceae. The record is from RefSeq and is a predicted model, not a curated record.